Messenger RNA from Carassius gibelio (silver crucian carp), 10515 nucleotides. RefSeq names its product nuclear factor of activated T-cells 5. The record is from RefSeq and is a predicted model, not a curated record. The coding region runs from base 2229 to 6575 and encodes 1448 amino acids. Gene Ontology annotation, molecular function: DNA-binding transcription factor activity, RNA polymerase II-specific; RNA polymerase II cis-regulatory region sequence-specific DNA binding; transcription factor binding. NCBI's taxonomy places the organism in Eukaryota, Metazoa, Chordata, Actinopteri, Cypriniformes, Cyprinidae. The transcript has 13 exons. Gene Ontology annotation, cellular component: transcription regulator complex. Gene Ontology annotation, biological process: cytokine production; regulation of transcription by RNA polymerase II; calcineurin-NFAT signaling cascade.
UAGGUCUAGUGAUCUAACAUAUUUUUGGCAUUAAGUGAAAAAAAGAGGCUUAUCUCUGUGUGGAUGAUUAUGAUCCAUUUUAGUGCAUUUAAAAAUAAUUUUUAAAGGUUGUAUUCAUUGGCCAGUCAUUAGCCAGUAGUUGUAGGCCGCAAAAAAAGUACAGAUGGUACUAGCAUGUGGUUCAUGUGGCUCUUGUAGUCACAUCUCCAGUACUCAAGUGGGCGACAGAGCAACUUUCAAAUGUCUGUGUCAUUACUCAGGUAGCCUCACAUAGUCAGAUCUUCAAAAGGUCUGGACUACAUGGCCAUUUUUUUUUCUUUUGGCCAAGGACUGCCCAAGGGUCCACAUGACGGAUAUGUAAAGCAGCCAAUCACAGUUACUUUUGUUGAGUAUCAUGUUUAGGGCAUAAGGUCCCUACAGUAAAGACUCAUUUUCAUCGAGCGGUAUGUUUCAGUUCAGUACGGCACGCAGUUAUUUACAUUUCCAUUGUCAGAAAUUGUGAGUUGUACCAUAAUUGCUUACCAUACUGUACCACUUUUUUGGGACUCUUAUGUUGGGGUACCUGGAAGAGACAUCUGGUACCAAAAGGUUGGUGCUAGAUGCACUGCAGAUGGUUUCUUGGUUGAGAGAAAUGAAGCAUCUUCUUCACUUGUUCCACCAUGCGGAACAUUUCAUUGCUUACAAAAAAAAUUUGUACAAUGUUGCGCUUUCUUCUUCACAAAAAAAUUACGUUGAUUGCUACUUAACAGUAUACACCACGGAUGUCAGAUUGUUCAACCUGGGCUAACUAUAUUAUGUCAAUUUUCUCACUAUGAACAACAAUAAUUACUGUAUUUGCGUUACUGUAAGGGGUAGGUUUAGGGUUGGGGAAGGUGUAGACAUUAAUCUGUUAUGGAGCUAACGAGAUGGGAGACAUGUGGAUCCAUCUGCAAACUUUUAAUUUAAAGGCAUGGUCAUAAAACAGGCAAGGUUCUGACAAUGGCAAUCAGGUAUAUACACUCACCUAAAGACUUAUUAGGAACACCAUAGUAAUACUGUGUUUGACCCCCUUUCGCCUUCAGAACUGCCUUGGUUCUACGUGGCAUUGAUUCAACAAGGUGCUGAAAGCAUUCUUUAGAAAUGUUGGCCCAUAUUGAUAGGAUAGCAUCUUACAGUUGAUGGAGAUUUGUGGGAUGCACAUCCAGGGCACGAAGUUCCCGUUCCACCACAUACCAAAGAUUGGGUUGAGAUCUGGUGACUGUGGGGGCCAUUUUAGUACAGUGAACCCAUUGUCAUGUUCAAGAAACCAAUUUGAAAUGAUUCAAGCUUUGGGACAUGGUGCAUUAUCCUGCUGGAAGUAGCCAUCAGAGGAUGGGUACAUGGUGGUCAUAAAGGGAUGGACAUGGUCAGAAACAAUGGUCAGGUAGGCCGUGGCAUUUAAACGAUGCCCAAUUGGUACUAAGGGGCCUAAAGUGUGCCAAGAAAACAUCCCCCACACCAUUACACCACCACCAGCAUCCUGCACAGUGGUAACAAGGCAUGAUGGAUCCAUGUUCUCAUUCUGUUCACGCCAGAUUCUGACUCUACCAUAUGAAUGUCUUCCAGUCUUCAACUGUCCAAUUUUGGUGAGCUCGUGCAAAUUGUAGCCUCUUUUUCCUAUUUGUAGUGGAGAUGAGUGGUACACGGUGGGGUCUUCUGCUGUUGUAGCCCAUCUGUCUCAAGGUUGUGUGUGUUGUGGCUUCACAAAUGCUUUGCUGCAUUCCUCGGUUGUGACGAGUGGUUAUUUCAGUAAAAGUUGCUCUUCUGUCAGCUUGAAUCAGUCGGCCAAUUCUCCUCUGACCUCUAGCAUCAACAAGUCAUUUUGGCCAACAGGACUGCCGCAUACUGGAUGAUUUUCCCUUUUCACACCAUUCUUUGUAAACCCUAGAAAUGGUUGUGCGUGAAAAUCCCAGUAAAUGAGCAGAUUGUGAAAUACUCAGACGGGCCCGUCUGGCACCAACAACCAUGCCACACUCAAAAUUGCUUAAAUCACCUUUCUUUCCCAUUCUGACAUUCAGUUUGGAGUUCAGGAGAUUGUCUUGACCAGGACCACACCCCUAAAUGCAUUGAAGCAACUGCCAUGUGAUUGGUUUAUUAGAUAAUUGCAUUAAUGAUAAAUUGAACAGGUGUUCCUAAUAAUCCUUUAGGUGAGUGUAUAGAGGGCAAGACAAUAGGGUAAUCCGAAAUGGACAUGAGUCAGUCAAUGGCAAAUGGUAUCCAGAGGGAUUGACAAGAGGGGAAAUCCAAUUACAAGAGCAAUAGUCCAGACGAGGUGCAAACACAGUCCAAAACAGAAAGAGUCGGUGUAUGACCUGCUCCCUAAAGAGCUGCAGUUGCCCUCGAUCGUGCAGCAGGACGAUCCCAGCAUGAGCCAGAAGAGCGGAGGAGAGGCCGGACCCCCUCUUCCGGCGGCCCUGGCCUCAGAUGCCGCUGCCACUUGCGCCGCUGCCUCCUCCCCUGGAGGACUCAGCAGUACACUUCCUUCCUGUCCCAGCAUGCUCUCUGCUACCUCAGCCCCAGAGCAGGCUUCCAGGCUCCACAGCGGUCCUGCCGCAGAGGGGAUGCCAGAGAGGAUGGGUGUGGAGCCUGGAUCAGUGGUGUCUGUCAGUGCGGUGGAUACUGUCGGAGCCACACAGAGCCAGGCGACCCCCUCGAAGCGGCGGACCGUCCUGAGCAUCUCGCCCCCUCCAGAAGACCUGCUGGAUGACAGUCGCAUGUCCUGCCAGGAUGAUGUGCUUCCCAACCAGGACUCGGAGCAGAGCAGCAGUAUGUGGAUGGACGACUCUGUGUCCAACUUCAGCGUGGGCAGCAGCAGUUCAUACAACGACAAUACUGAAGUGCCCAGAAAGUCCCGGAAGAGAACUCCUCGCCAGCGGCCGGGGCCAAAGCCUGCGGCCCGGGAAGAAACCGGCAUGGACGUGUUUGAUGCAGACAGCGCUAAAGCACCGCACUUUGUUCUUUCACAACUGGGUUCAGACACCAAAGUCACACCCAAAGUGAGCUCCCUGGAAGGGUCAAACAAUCAGAAGGGGGGCAUUCUUUCCAUUCAAUACCCUCAGAAGAGCGAAGGGAAGGAGCUGAAGAUCUUGAUUCAGCCGGAGACGCAGCACAGAGCACGAUACCUGACGGAGGGAAGUAGGGGAUCCGUCAAAGACCGUACACAGCAAGGAUUUCCUACAAUCAAAUUAGAGGGAGUCAGUGAACCAGUGGUGCUCCAAGUGUUUGUGGCUAAUGACGCUGGACGUGUGAAGCCUCAUGGGUUUUAUCAAGCCUGCAGAGUGACGGGCCGCAACACAACGGCCUGUAAGGAAGUGGAUAUCGAAGGGACCACAGUUAUUGAAGUGAACCUUGAGCUGAACAACUCUAUGACUCUAGCCGUGGACUGUGUUGGCAUCUUGAAGCUGAGGAAUGCCGAUGUUGAAGCUCGUAUAGGGGUUGCUGGCUCCAAAAAGAAGAGCACUCGAGCUCGUUUGGCCUUCAGAGUCAACAUCCCAAGACCUGAUGGAUCUGUCCUAACUCUUCAGGCCCUCUCCUCUCCUAUCUUAUGUACUCAACCAGCCGGAGUGCCUGAAAUCCUUAAGAAGAGUCUUCACAGUGGCUCUGUCGCAGGGGGAGAGGAAGUCUUUAUCAUCGGAAAGAACUUUCUCAAAGGAACCAAAGUUCUUUUUCAGGAAAAUUCCACAGAUGAAAGUGGCUGGCAGGCCGAAGCAGAAAUUGACAUGGAACUUUUUCAUCAGAAUCAUCUAGUGGUGAAGGUCCCCCCAUAUCAUGACCAGACAGUGACCUCCCCGGUGUCCGUUGGGAUUGCUGUAGUGACAAAUGCAGGGAAAACACAUGAUCUACAGCCUUUUUUCUACACUCCUCUAACAGAGAAGGUUGAAAUACCAGUGAAAUCAGAACUGCCAGUCACAGCCAAGGCUUGUACCUUUGAAGAGCAGAUAAAAGCAAUGCAAACUGAGACCAGUUGUCUAAACAAUGUCUUAAUGUUACCUAUGGUCAAACGAGAAGAACCUAUGGAAGUUUCCUGUAAUGCAGCACCUUCAGACAUUUUUAAGCCUGUAGAGGCCCUUAGUUCAACCCAACAAAUCUUGGAGAUAAGUACUGUCCUUCCCGCUGCCACCGAGUCUUUUCCAAGUCCUGCGGCUCUUCAACCCGUUGACUCACAACAGCCAUCAGCUCAAAUAUUUACAACUCAAGAAACUUUAUCCACCAUACAGAAGCAGGACAUUCCUUCACCUGCAUCGUUCCAAGUGUCCUUGUCGGAAGACACAACAGUUCUCCAGCCUGUUCCCCCUCAGGUCCCUCAACAGUUCUUGCGGGAAACCCCAGAAACGUUGUCUCCAGAGGAUAACGGUGCAGAUGACAGUGGAAUGGUAUUGUUGGGCAUAGACUCUCGGAAUCCUCCAUCCCAGCGUUCAGACAGAGUUCAGACUCUUCUGCCCCAGGAUGGUGUUGCACAGCUAGAGAGAGCAGUAAGAGAGCUGCAAGCACAACAACAGCUAAAUUCUGUACUUUAUAGCCCGACACCAUCUGCAGAGAUCCUUCAGCAACACGUCCAGGAAAACAUGAACAGUUUAAGGUUGGGUGGAAAUGAGACAACCCUAACAAACCAGCUACAGCAGAAGCAAGAGCAGAAUAUAUUGGAGAAUCUGCAGCAUCAGCAACAGAAAGCACUUGUGGAUCUACAACAUCAACAGACAGUCCUUGAAAAUUUGCAGCAGCAUCAGAAGGUCUUGGAAAAUCUCCAGCAACAGGCUCUUGGCAGCAUUCAGCAGCAGCAGCAGACACACAAAGUUUUGGAGAAUCUGCAGCAUCAACAGCAGCACCACCAGAAUGUCCUGGAAAACAUUCAGCAGCAAAGUUCCAUAGUGACUCUGCAGCACCAAAAAGUUCUUGAUAAUCUGCAACAGCAGCAACAGCAUCAGAAAAAUUUAGAAACUCUUCAGCAUCAGGAAGUAAUCGAGAACCUAAAGCAACAAUUGCAGUCGGAGCUCUUGCAGACACAGAUUCCAAUGCAGUGCACACCUAGCUUCUCUAGCGAACAGCAAAGCUCCGCACAGACUAAUACUCUAUCACAACCCUCCGAAGGCUUCCUCCAGAACCCACCACAGCAGCAGUUGCAGCAGCAAACUCUUUUCCAACAGACAGGUGGUCUUAUGACCAUUCAGACAUCAAGCUUUCUGCAGCAGCCAUCCUCUCAACCCUCACCUCCACAGCCUCUUUUUCAAACUCAUAACCCCUUGACUGAAACGCAAGACUCGCAGACAGUACUCUUUGGAACCACAAAGUCACCACAAGUCCAAGCCACUUUAUUCCCUGGUACCAUGACAAUGCUAACAAGCACCAAUCUACCUACAGAUCAGCAGGCUCCUUCAACUAGCCUGUUUAUAGCGCAGAGUGUGUUGCCUAGCCAGCUAUCAUCAGACAAUAACCUGAACCAGCAGCAGCAACAGAUAGCUUUCCUCACACCCAUGCAGACAUCUGGAACAGAAGCUCAGACUGUCUCACUAUUUCAGGGACAAGCACAGUUGUCCACCCUAAUGGAACAACAACAGUCUCCCCAACAACAACAGAUGCCAACACCCCAACAGGCCACUCUUUUUCCAAAUAUUGCCACAAUAUCCCCAAACCAAGCACAGCCACCAACACAGACAGGCAUAUUGUUCUGUACCACAACCAUUAAUCCGCAUGAUCUGCCCCAGGCUCUGCUGUUCAGUGGCCAGAACCAAGCUUCACUAGCAAGUGACCGUCUCCCAGAGAAUAUCUUUCAGGAGCAGCAACCCAUGCAAGUUGUUCCCAGCUCUGAAAAUGUUACUGUGAACAACACUUCAAACCAACCCACUGCCUCAGCAGCCCAGCCAACUCCGAAUACACCAAUUAUUUUUCCACAAGCUAGUGUUGUAAGUGUUUCCCAACAAGACUCGGCAGAGCCCAUGUCUUUUCAAGACCAGAGCACCGUUGUGAGUGACUCGUCUGCCAGUAUGCCUUCAACACGGACAGAGCUUUUUCAGGACCAGCAACCUAUGCAGGUUGUCCCAAGUGCCACCACCGUAAACCCUGUCUCUCCUACGGACCAACCUUCUGUCAACAUUUUUUUGCCUCAGUCAGCAAUUUCGGCCCUGCAAGGUGGUGUAAGUGCUCAAGAGUUACCUACAACUGGCACAGCAGCCACCAUCUUUAGUGGACAGAGUGGUAUGGCGGGUGGCAGUCUCCAGAACACCACAUCUUCCGCCCCUCAGCAAACUCCCAGUCAACUCUUUCAGACAGCUAUUGGGGGAACUCUCAGCCAACCUGGACAGCCAGGACAAGCAGGACUUUUUCUUUUUGAAAUUCCCAGUGUAGAAUGUGGACCGCUAAUGAAUUCUCCUGGUCCGUCAUUGUCAGAUCAGCUCGUCACCAUGGGCCAUCCUGGUUCUGAUCAGACCCAGCUUCAAACUAGUGCACAGAUUCACCCCUUACUGGACCAGUCCAACAACCUUGAUGAUAAGAUUGACGAACUUCUGGAACGUUUUCAGGAGCAGGAAAAGACGCUUCCUAGGGAUUUCUUGGACCAUUAAAGAUUAGUAGUCUGAAACCUCAAUCCAGUAGACCACCGUCCACACUGCUUGUUGAUGUUUCUUUACAUCUUGUGUCUUGUGUAGGUAUUAACUAACCUUGGGGGUUGUCUCAGUUGGGGGGGUCUUCACUUGUAUCUAUGUUUCUGAAAGCUUUUAAUGUGUUGUUUUGCUGGAACCGGUUACGUAUGGAUCUAUUCACAGCUCGUUUUUCUUGAUGGACGUAAAAAGGGUCAACUUCAUUGAGGCCACUGCUUGGCAUGUCAACAUAUCAUGUGACCCAUUAAGCCAUUAAGUAUAUUGGCACUUUGCUACUUUGUAUUGUGUUUCUUGACUUCCACUUGAAUCUUGUCCAUUUAUUGCCAUCAUUAAUCUGUUUUCCAGUAGAAACCUACGUAGUACAACAUAAACUCAAAAACUCUCUGUUGCCGUUGAGAUACUAAUACAUUGUGAAUGAAUUUGAAAUAUUUAGCACUUUAGGGAGUUCCUGUUGGAGAUUCUCUCUUUUAGCUUUGUAACACAUAUGUGUCUACCUGGCUGUCAAAGCAUUUCAUGUUUUGAAAGCCAUAAUGCUUUUCUAAAAAUGCAUUUGUUUCAUCACUCUUUAGAGUCUCUUUUCAGAAAUUCAUGAGCCAUGUUUCAUGUUUUUUAAGUGUUUGAAUGUUUGACGUCCAUCUAAUCUCUCCAUUUUCACGUAACAUCAAGUCAAGAUGCACCCCUUCUCCUCUGUUUUAGGUGUGUUAUAUUUAAUUUUAUUUAAAUGAUCAAGAGGUCCAACUUGGAGACAUGAAUUCCUAUCAGGGAUGUGAAAAUGUGCAACAUUGCCGUUGAGAUAUGUGAACAGAUUGUAUUAUCCUCCACCAGAGCGUCUACUCUGUGUUUGUUUAUGUGCCCAGCAAAAAGACAUGGAGCGCAUUAGUACUAUAUAAGAUGCAGCUAUCUUCUUUGAAUUUAAUGUGGAUCAUGGUGAUUGUUCAAAUAAGCACAAGCUUGGGAAGAGGAUUUGUUGUGGUGGUUGGUGCAUGCAAUGGAUAGUUCACCCAUAUAUGAAAAUCAAUAUUUAUUCAUCUCUAUGCCGUUCCAAACUGGUAUGACCUUCUGUGAUCGUUGGUGUUCAAAAAAACAUACAUUUGAGGCUGUUUUGCCUUGAGGAAUGAGAUUUGUGAGCUAUCACCAUUUUUGGUCUACACGGCAUCUGAAAACUUGGAAUAUUGUGCACUUGCUUUUUUUAAUGAUUUUGACAGGUUUAGGUCAUUGAAAGCUUUUGUUGUACAGGAAAGAGCAGUGAAAACAUUUUUCACAAUCGUUCCUGUUGUGUUUCACAGAAACAAAUUCUGAAUGAGUGACAGGAUAUUUAUUGCUUAUGUGAGGGUGUUUUUUGGGCAGCUUAAAAUGGAAGUUAGGUCCAUAUUUCCUCGAGGGUUUAAGAAGGGAUUGGUUCGUUUUCACCCCCCCAAGUUACAUUAAAUCUCAUCUUGGAUCAGAUAGACUCGAGGCUCAGUUACUAGAGGAGAAAAUCAGCUAAAAUCCCAAGUUUUAAAACAAGUUGUGAUGACGAGAUGGCUUCAUAACAUCACUGCACGACAAUCUCAUCAUACAAGUUUUAAAAUUGAUCUUUUGGAAAAUAUGAAAGCUCUUACCAGUCAGAAAUCAUUAGUCGUGUGUCCAAACUAGAAGAUUUCUCCACAAACAGGCCAAUCAUCCGAGUGAAGAAGGAGUAGUGUACGCUGGUAAAUGAACUCGUUCGGGGUUUGAUAUUGACAGAAUGCUGCUACAUUUUGUCAUAACUGAUACUGAUUGGUUGUUUCCAUCAGCCUUGAUUCGUCAUUGUAGGACAUUGCUCUGAUAUCUCAUUAAAUCAUAUCUUACUUUUUCAUAGACACAUGCAGGCUUUUAAAAAACCUUUUUAAGACUUAACAUCAAUGUACUCCUCUCUAAAAGCAGCUUUUGCAUUGAAAACAUUCUCAUGCAAACAAAAUGUGAGGUAGUUCUAUCUCAAAUCUUCAUAAACGUCUUUGCUUUGAGAAGACAUCAUUCUUGCCUUCUUUGUUUUAAACGCUUUAUGUAAAAUUUGCAUAAUUACUGUUGUAAAUAGUAGACGGGCUGUUUUAAGUGUGCUGUUCCUUUGUGAGGUAGCAGUUUGUUAAAAGUGUGCUCUCUUUGUAGUAAAACAUAAUAUCUGAGCUGCCAGUGAGGCACACACACAGUAUUUUUGUAAGGCUCAAUUUUGAAAUGUACUGUGUACAUUUGAAUCAUUUUAAAGUGAUCUGUCCCUUCUGCAGUACUGUACUUCAUAUGUCAAUAUUGGGAGCGGUGGAAUGGUGGUUUUUGUCCCCAUCACUGUGUUACAAAAUGGAGAUUGUUAUGUUUGGUAUAAGUGAAAUUCAAAUAUUGCUGAUUUCUAAACAGUUAAAAAUAAAAGAGGUUUCGGAUGUGGGUGAAUCUCACACAGACAAAUUUUUUGCCAUAUUUCACCAUAAAAUACAUUUAAUAAAAGUUAUAGAUCUCUGUAGCCUGUUAAAUCUAACAAUACAUCUUGUUCUUGAUAUUGUACAAUGAAAUUACCUAAAUGAUGAUUAAAUAAAGUAGAAUUUUACACACAUUGUUCGUAUAUGUUUUACUGAAUUUAAUCGACGCUUGCAAAACAUGAUUGGUUUUCAGUAUUUAUUUUGGGUGAAAUAUGACCUGGAUCUGUCUUUGUGAGGUACACAGGCUAAUGUUCUGGACCCUGGGUUCCAUGCGAAGCCAAAUUGAAGCAAACUCUGGAAUCCGAGUGGAAGAUCGUGUGUGUUUUACCUCAUGGUGUAGGACAUAGAUGCACACUACAUCUAACCUAAAGGACCAACUAAGAAGAAAACCUAUUUUCUCAAGCCGAGGCAGCAGAAUCAAUGUCUUUUGAUUGACUAAUCAUUUGUCCAUUCUUGUGUUGUUUGGUACUGACGCUCCAGCUUACGUCAAAAUCAUACUGUAUGUAUUAUGAACAAAAAUACAUUUCUGCACAAAUCCAUCAUUAACUUUUUGUUGGUUUUUUUAAUCAUAUUGUGCUUUUUGAUUAAAAGUACUCUGUGCCUUUGCAAGCCUUUCCUCUUACUUCUAAAGGACCUUUGUAUAUAAUGAAAUAGAUGUUGGGAUUACUUGUUCUUAAUCCAGAAGUAAGUUUUUGUCCGGUCAAAUGGUCAUCAUUAACCAGUCUGUCGGUGUAGUCCCAAACACAUCUGAACAUUUAUAUCAUGACACUUCUGGACAGACUCCACUCACUUUUUUUGGUCAUUCUCAUCCACUGGUGGUUAAAGCCUCUUGAAAUGUUUAAGGUUGAAGAAGGUUAUUGAUCUCUGUUUGUUUGGUCAGCAGGUGUCAGAUUUUUGUUUUGAAGAGCGCUUAACCCGAUCACCAGCAGUUAUUUGUGCUUUUGUUUGAUGUGAAUAACGUCCAAUGCUUCUGAAGUUGAAGAACAGUGGUUCUCAACCGCUCGUUAAACUAGUGUCGGUAGAUUCAAAUAAGAAACCGUUUCAUUUGUUUCACAUUUUUCAAGAACUGUAUGUACCAACCAGUUAAAAAUGGGAUACAUUUAAUUGGUCUUGGACACACGGGACCAAAUUUCAACAUUGCCGUUGGUAGUUGCAUUUUCCGCAGAGUGAAAAUAGGUGUGUGAAUUGGCACUUUGAACAUUUUAUUGACAUUUAUUAUAACUUGUUUGAAAUGGUCUAUGAGCCCCGUUGGAGGUUGGCUGUCGCCCCCUAGAGGCCCCUGGUUGGGAACCACUGUUACAGGGAUCAUUGUUCACUCAUGAGUGUGUAAGUACAUUCAGUAUCGUGAAGAAACGUGAACUAAUGACAUUUGACGUAAAUAAACGUACUUUGCUUUAAUCAGUACAUUUGUAUACUCCUGCAGUUAUAUUUCUGUAAGAUGUGCUGCUAUAUGAAUAAAGGUAGAUAUGAAGUUC